CUUGCCUAAACUCCGGUGCUGACCUCUCAGCGUCCCGGGAGUGGAGAUAAGGACAGAUGGCUCCUAGAACCUGGGCCACAGAGACGGAGCGCCUCCUGACACCCAGUCCUGGGUAUGGCACCCGGGCCGGGGCUUCCCCGGUCCCUCCGGAAGAGGAGGACCUGCGUCGCCGCCUCAAGUACUUUUUCAUGAGUCCCUGUGACAAAUUCCGGGCCAAGGGUCGCAAGCCCUUCAAGCUGAUGCUGCAAGUCGUGAAGAUCUUGGUGGUCACUGUGCAGCUCAUCCUGUUCGGGCUCAGCAACCAGCUGGCAGUGACCUUCCGGGAGGAGAACACCAUUGCCUUCCGGCACCUCUUCCUCCUGGGCUACUCUGAUGGGGCGGAUGAUACCUUCGCAGCCUACACGCGGGAGCAGCUCUACCAGGCCAUCUUCCACACCGUGGACCAGUACCUGAUGCUCCCCGAUGUGUCGCUGGGCCGGUAUGCCUACGUGCGGGGCGGAGGUGGCCCCUGGGCCAAUGGCUCGGCCCUGGCCCUCUGCCAGCACUACUACCACCGCGGCCACGUGGACCCGGCCAACGACACCUUUGACAUUGAUCCGCUGGUUGUCACUGACUGCAUCCGGGUGGACCCCCCUGAGAGACCCCUUGUGCCCCCCAGUGACGAUCUCUCCCUCUCGGACGGCAGCGCCAGUUACAAGAACCUCACGCUCAAAUUCCACAAGCUGAUCAACGUCACCAUCCACUUCCAGCUGAAGACCAUCAACCUCCAGAGCCUGAUCAACAACGAAAUUCCAGACUGCUACACCUUCAGUAUCCUGAUCACUUUUGACAAUAAGGCGCACAGCGGCCGUAUCCCCAUCAGCCUGGAGACCCAGGCCCACAUCCAGGAGUGUAAGCACCCCAGCGUCUUCAGGCACGGAGACAACAGCUUCCGGCUCCUGUUUGACGUGGUCGUGAUCCUCACCUGCUCCUUCUCCUUCCUGCUGUGUGCCCGCUCGCUGCUCCGUGGCUUUCUGCUGCAGAACGAAUUUGUUGGGUUCAUGUGGCGGCAGCGGGGACGGGUCAUCAGCCUGUGGGAGCGGCUGGAAUUUGUCAACGGCUGGUACAUCCUGCUGGUCACCAGCGAUGUGCUCACUAUCUCGGGUACCAUCAUGAAGAUUGGCAUCGAAGCCAAGAACCUGGCGAGCUACGAUGUCUGCAGCAUCCUCCUGGGCACCUCCACCUUGCUCGUCUGGGUCGGCGUCAUCCGCUAUCUGACCUUCUUCCAUAAGUACAACAUUCUCAUUGCCACGCUGCGGGUGGCCCUGCCCAGCGUCAUGCGUUUCUGCUGCUGUGUGGCUGUCAUCUACUUGGGCUAUUGCUUCUGUGGCUGGAUCGUGUUGGGGCCCUACCACGUGAAGUUUCGCUCGCUGUCCAUGGUGUCCGAGUGCCUGUUCUCGCUCAUCAACGGGGACGACAUGUUCGUGACGUUCGCCGCGAUGCAGGCCCAGCAGGGCCGCAGCAGCCUCGUCUGGCUGUUCUCCCAGCUCUACCUCUACUCCUUCAUCAGCCUCUUCAUCUACAUGGUGCUGAGCCUCUUCAUCGCGCUCAUCACUGGUGCCUACGACACCAUCAAGGUCAGCGCCGGCCCCCACGCCCUCCCCCCAGCCUGCGUCCAGUGGGGCCAGCCCUCACAUACCCGCAGCCGUGUACCUGGGGCUCCAGGUCCCCUUAGUAGGGUCUCAGGGCACAUGAGGCAGGGUCAGGAGGGACGGGUCCGGGGGGAGAAGGUGGGAGACUCUGAGAAGCCAGAGAGAGGUGACUGGGGCGGUGGUGCCGAUCGCAGCCGCCAGUCUUGGUUUCAUCCGCGUGGGGUUCUGGCCAGGUAAGGUUUCCUGAGUCUGCUUUUACCCAGCGAGAGACCAGGCUGUAGAGUUUUAGUGACUUGCCUGAGGUCAGCUGCUAAGCGGCCAGGCUCAACCCAGGACUGAGGGAUUCCGGAAGGCCCCGCUCCUAAUUCUUCUGUAGGGUGGUCUGGGCGGGAGCUCUUUAAGUCCAGGGAGUGGCGGUCCUGCAGGUUGCGGGGGUCAGAGGAAAGGGGUCGGAGUAGAGCGUGGGGGUGGCAGGUGGGCCAGACCCUGCGCUGAGUGGGUAUCUAGGAAACGCAGUGUAUACAGAUUAGUCUGGACCAGUGGGCAGGGUGGUGAACAGCUAGUGAAAGGAACGAAGGCUACAGAGGGUCCCCUGGUCUAGACUGGUACUGGGGUGAGUCUGGGAAAGUUUCUAGAAUGUGCUAAUACUAAUCUUAGCCACCUGUGACGACUUAAAUUUUGACUUGAAUCAAA
Messenger RNA from Herpailurus yagouaroundi (jaguarundi), 2324 nucleotides. It is a transcript of the gene MCOLN1, whose product is annotated as mucolipin TRP cation channel 1. Gene Ontology annotation, molecular function: NAADP-sensitive calcium-release channel activity. The transcript has 12 exons. The record is from RefSeq and is a predicted model, not a curated record. The coding region runs from base 57 to 1868 and encodes 603 amino acids. Gene Ontology annotation, cellular component: plasma membrane; lysosomal membrane. NCBI's taxonomy places the organism in Eukaryota, Metazoa, Chordata, Mammalia, Carnivora, Felidae.